AUGGGCGGAUUCGGUCAAUUUUGGAGCGAGGUCCAACUGACCGAAACUCAAGAAUUUUUGUUAAGGUGCAACCUUUUCUUUGUGGUUAUUGGACAACUUUUUGUCAAUGAUCGGGCGGCCAAGCGUCUUAACCCCUACACCAUCGGCAUUGUACGAUUUUCUGUUGAAGAAGUUAGAAAUGUGUACGGUUCAUGUCACGCGACACAAAAGUUCAACCAACCGGAAGCCUUGUUCAAGUACAACGUCAUCCAAUCAUCAUUCGACGAUCCUGUGACGUCAUCAUUAUCCGGCAAUCUCUCGGCUGCUGAUGAAGUGUUGAAAUUAUUGACGUCGCAUGGAAGACUGGAAGAGGUGGUUGAGGGGAUUUUAAUAAUGAUGAACUAUCAGGUGCAAAUGGAAAACAUCGUACUCACCACUGCCAUGGUAUGGUCAUUACAACUAAUUAACAUUCGAACGGCAAAACCUAAAUGCAGGCAGACUGAAAUGAGUGACCACGCAUUAGCGAGACUUGGUCUUCUGCGAAUCUCUGACCAAACGCAUUUCGACCUGAAGCAUUCAUCCAUCAAGACGAAUAUGCCCUAA
Helobdella robusta is the source of this 582-nucleotide messenger RNA. RefSeq lists its product as hypothetical. The coding region runs from base 1 to 582 and encodes 193 amino acids. NCBI's taxonomy places the organism in Eukaryota, Metazoa, Annelida, Clitellata, Rhynchobdellida, Glossiphoniidae. The transcript is spliced from 6 exons. The record is from RefSeq and is a predicted model, not a curated record.